UUACACGGAUCUGCCAUCUGCAUUUUCCGAAGCCCAUAGCCGAGGUCGCUUCCCCGCUUUGCACUACACAACAUUUUCAACAUUACAGCAGCCGUCUCCCUUCGAACUUGUGGAGUUUGCCGAAGAUGCUCCACCCACGGCGAUUGAUCACGGCUGUCGGCAUCUCUCGUCUGUGACUGGCGGGUUGCUACAAAUGGUAGGCAGCCCCCGGCGCCGACCUCAAUGCACCACCGCGUCAACGUUCCAUGAACUAUGACGGCCUGUGCACAAUGUCGGCAGAGAAAGGUGCGUUGUCGAGGCGGUCCAGACAGUUGCGACGCGUGUAAUCGGCUGGGCUUUCGCUGCUCUUUGGCCACCCCAUCUACGCUAAUUUCACCACUAUCUAGUGGCAGUUCAAUUGCCCCUCGGAAAAGGGUGGGGAGAGCCUGCGAAGCGUGCCAUACCCGACGAGCUCGCUGCUCGGCGGAUACACCCAGCUGCGCUCGGUGCCGGCAGCUGGGGAUUCCAUGCAACUACUCACUUUCGAUCCGCCAGUACCGGGCACAGGAGCACAGUCGACGACAGUCACAUGUAGAAGAAGACCCUGUCGAGCAGCAGUGGCAAGGUGGGAUAGACGAUGUUGCGGGACGGAGCACACCGACGACUAUGGACGAGACGGCUCUGAGUGCGACCGGCGCGACGGACCAUGAUUGGGACGAGGUACUCGGCUGCGAGAAGACUGCUGCAAGGCAGCAUAUUGAUGCGUAUUUCGAGUUCAUUUACCCAGUUCAGGUGUACAGCUUUCUCCAUCGGGCGGAUCUACUCCAUCGAUAUUCCUCUGGAAGCCUCUCCGAAGUGCUUCUGCUGGCACUUUGCGGUGCCACCUCCCGUUUUCUUCCAUCAACCACUGUAAGAAUGGCGCAAGCGAAGUCUUGGAUCGAAAGAGCUGAGAGGACGGUUUUCCAGAGCCUGGGUAAAGUCGACAUGGCUCACUUACAAGCUCUAAUGCUACUCGUGUUCAACCGCAGUGGCAAUCAUCAAACGGGCAAAGUGUUCUACUUCUUGUCUCUUGCAGUCAGAAUGGCGUAUUUUCUGAAGCUGCAUAAGGAGGAUGACCGGCUACCCUUUAUUGAACAAGAGUCACGUAGGCGUCUUCUGUGGUGCAUCUUUGUGGCCGAUAGAUUCUGUAGUGGUGGCGUGCGGGAAUAUCUCCUCUUACCCGCUUCUUCGAUACACGUGCAGUUACCCUGUCGGGAUCACUGCUUCGACUUCGAUACGGCAGUCAAGUCUGAGCACCUACGAGACACCGCACGGGCACAGUCAGAGCUCCCACUCUGCGCCUAUCUCCUCCGUGUACUCGAUGUACGUAUGCGUGUCCUCCAGUAUUCGAAAUCGCUGCUCGAGACCUCAAGCAGCCCCGAGCAGUCAUUGGCACAAUUUCAGUCCCUCGAGAAAGAAAUCCGCGACAUCUACAAUUCGCUCCCCAACGAAUACCACUUCAGCCCCCGUGCUUUCCAGCUACGCGCCUAUUCGCCGACCCGCACCUCUUUCAUAGCGUUGCAUAUCUAUUGGCAUCAUUGCAACUGCGAGCUUUACCGGCUACUCAACCCUGGAUAUCGAGAGGCUCUACCGCAUGCCGUCAUUCAUUCGACUUCGCCGGACCUGGUCGCUUACGCCCAGUCAAACUGUUUGCAGCACGCUGUCUCGGUUGGAGAAAUCGUAGCGUCGACACACGGGUUCGUGGAAAGCGAAUUAUACAUCAGCGACAUCGCUCAAUUUGUCACCCUAUAUCAGGCCUCGUGCGCCAUUCUGUACGCAUGCCAUCGCGAUAGUCCAGCCUACAGCAUGGAUCCGGAAGCCGCCCGUCGUUACUUCACAGCCUUCAUCGCAACGCUCAGCAAGUCCACACAGUAUUUUCCCAGGUACCAGAUCUAUGUCCAGGACAUACAGAACAUGCUGAGGAGCAUCGACGACCCGAGCAGUCCGCUCCCGGUUCAGAAACACGCAACUGAGGUCGACUUUAGGGCGCGACCGCUUCCAGAAGAAAACUCCGACGGCGAGGGGUCCACGGACCCACCGCGUGUAGCUACAGCCAGCACUGUUGACAUAUUGCCCAACCGGCGGGUUCCUCAGCCUGCUGCUGUGGGAAUGGCGUCCGCUACCUUGCCUCCUGCUCUCAACGUCGUUCCGGAUAUACCAGCCCAACAAGAGGUUAUAACACCGGUUGAUAGCCACGACUUCUCUUGGCCAUACCUGGGGGCCACAGAGUAUGGAGCUGAUGCUGGGACGGACCAGGGCUUGUUGUGGGAUUGGGCGGAUGCGCUGUCGACCAACUUCGCAUGAAUUCGUGUAGUUGAAAAAUGGACUCUUGCAAGCGAAGGGGUGUUUUCUUCUCUAGCCGUGUUGCUUGCACUUGAAAACUGUGGCGCAUACCCUCCAGGUGGUAUUAAUAUUGUCUUUUCCGAUUGGUAGACGUAAUGUUUCCGAUGGGGUAUGCAG
This is a messenger RNA of Trematosphaeria pertusa, 2478 nucleotides long. RefSeq lists its product as uncharacterized. Gene Ontology annotation, molecular function: zinc ion binding; DNA-binding transcription factor activity, RNA polymerase II-specific; DNA binding. The record is from RefSeq and is a predicted model, not a curated record. Gene Ontology annotation, cellular component: nucleus. The transcript is spliced from 3 exons. Lineage: Eukaryota; Fungi; Ascomycota; Dothideomycetes; Pleosporales; Trematosphaeriaceae. The coding region runs from base 253 to 2322 and encodes 689 amino acids. Gene Ontology annotation, biological process: regulation of DNA-templated transcription; DNA-templated transcription.